GGGGGCGAGUGGCACACAGAGACACCGAGCGUGCAUGUGAGUGACACUGUGCUCACCAUCACCGUCUCCCCCCUGCAGCCUCUCUCAGUCUCUCCAUCCUCCUCCUGAAGAGAGACGGAGGAAAUCACGCAAACAGAAAAAUAAAAGAGGAGAUAAAUUAUUACAUUCCUUUCUUUGAUGAUUUUUUUUUUUUUUUUUUUUUUUUUUAAACCAAGCUACUAGGGUCAACAGAAAAGAGACAGUGAGACAUAGAAGUAAAGCUCAUCUUGACGUUGGCAUCGUCCCACUGAGAGCUUUUUUCCAGGUAACAAGAUCAAGAGUCGUGCUCAGUGUGCACAGCCUGAGGAGGAGAGAGGAUGCUGAACAAUAUGACGGACUGCGAGGAGGCUGAGGGGGGACCCAACAUCCAGGGUGAUGGAAACCCAAAGGAGAGCAGUCCUUUCAUCAACAGCACCGCGGCCAGUGAUGUGGAGAAGAGCCAACAGUAUGAUGGGAAGAACAUGGCUCUAUUUGAGGAGGAGAUGGAUACCAGUCCAAUGGUCUCCUCUCUGCUCAGCAGUCUGGCCAACUAUUCCAACCUGCCGACAGGAAGCAAAGAGCACGAAGAGGAAGAGAAUAAUGAGGAGGGAGCACGACCGACCAAAAAGCCUGUGAAGGCGCCUCAGCUGGGUACUCUGAUGGGAGUGUAUUUACCGUGUAUCCAGAAUAUUUUUGGGGUGAUCCUCUUCUUGAGGAUGACCUGGAUGGUGGGAAUUGGCGGUGUUUUUGGCUCCUUCAUAAUCGUCUUUAUGUGUUGUUCCACGACCAUGCUCACGGCCAUCUCCAUGAGUGCCAUAGCCACCAAUGGAGUUGUACCAGCCGGAGGGUCAUAUUACAUGAUCUCACGCUCUUUGGGACCCGAGUUUGGUGGAGCUGUUGGGAUCUGCUUCUACCUGGGCACCACAUUUGCAGGUGCCAUGUAUAUACUUGGAUGUAUUGAAAUUUUACUGAUUUACAUUGUUCCUCAGGCAGCUAUCUUCAAACUCGAAGGCCUGGAGGGGCCGGAGGCGGAGGCUGCGCUCCUCAACAACAUGCGUGUCUAUGGCACCAUGGUACUGAGCCUCAUGGCACUGGUGGUGUUUGUCGGAGUCAAAUAUGUCAAUAAGUUGGCGCUGGUCUUCCUUGCUUGUGUCAUCCUCUCCAUCGUGGCUGUUUAUGCUGGAGUCAUCAAGACAGCCAUCGACCCCCCGGUCUUCCCUGUCUGCCUCCUGGGAAACCGGACUCUUGUCUCUAAAGGUUAUGACAUUUGUGCAAAGUUUAUUGAAAUUGACAAUGAGACCAUCACCACCAAACUGUGGAGGUCCUUCUGUGAUUCCGACUCCCUCAAUGCCACCUGUGAUGAAUAUUUCACCAACAAUAAUGUUACAGAGAUCCAGGGUAUCCCUGGUGUCACGAGUGGCAUCCUAGCAGAAAACCUUUUUGGUAACUACCUUGAAAAAGGAAUGAUCCUGGAGAAGCGUGGGUUUGUAUCUGAGGCUGAUCCAGACAGUUCAACAACCAGCACCAACCGCUACGUCCUGGCUGACAUCACCAGCUUUUUCACUCUGCUGGUGGGGAUUUACUUCCCCUCUGUCACAGGUAUCAUGGCAGGUUCCAACCGCUCUGGGGACCUGCGUGACGCUCAGAAGUCGAUCCCCAUUGGCACCAUUGCAGCCAUUACCACAACCUCCACUGUCUACAUGUCCUGUGUGGUGCUGUUUGGAGCCUGUAUAGAAGGGGUAGUCCUUAGAGACAAGUUUGGUGAAGGCGUCAACGGUAACCUAGUGAUUGGUACUUUGGCAUGGCCGUCUCCAUGGGUCAUUGUGUUUGGAUCCUUUUUUUCAACCUGUGGUGCAGGUCUGCAGAGUCUGACUGGAGCUCCACGUCUCCUACAGGCCAUUUCUAGAGACGGCAUCAUUCCAUUUCUCAGAGUGUUUGGGCAUGGCAAAGCGAAUGGAGAACCCACCUGGGCCCUUCUCCUCACAGCUAGCAUCUGUGAGAUUGGUAUCAUCAUCGCCUCCCUGGAUUCAGUGGCACCCAUCCUCUCCAUGUUCUUUUUGAUGUGCUACAUGUUUGUGAAUCUCGCUUGUGCCCUGCAGACUUUACUGAGGACACCAAACUGGAGGCCACGCUUCAAGUUUUAUCACUGGGCUCUGUCGUUCCUGGGGAUGAGUCUGUGCCUGUCGCUUAUGUUCAUCUGCUCCUGGUAUUACGCCAUCGUCGCCAUGGGCAUCGCCACCUGCAUCUACAAAUACAUUGAAUUCUGUGGAGCUGAGAAGGAGUGGGGUGAUGGGAUUCGAGGGAUCUCUCUCAGUGCCGCCCGCUUUGCUCUCAUGAGGCUGGAGGAAGGACCCCCGCACACCAAGAACUGGAGACCUCAGAUCCUGGUUCUGGUGAGUAUGGACGCUGAGCAGAACGUAGAGCAGCCGCGUCUGCUGUCUCUGACCAAUCAGCUGAAAGCAGGGAAAGGUUUGACCAUCGUUGGCACCUCUGUUCAUGGAACCUUCCUUGAUAAUUACAAUGAGUCCCAGAAGGCAGAUCAGUCUUUACGUAAGCUGAUGGAGACAGAGAAGGUGAAAGGCUUCUCACAGGUGGUCAUCUCCUCCAAUCUGAGAGAUGGGACCUCCCACCUUAUCCAGGUAGGAGGUCUGGGAGGUCUGAAACACAACACAGUGAUGGUCAGCUGGCCCCGAAACUGGAAACAGCCAGAGUACCACCAGCAGUUUAGAAACUUUAUCGAGAUAGUAAGGGAGACGACCAUCGCCAGUCUGGCUUUAUUGGUUCCUAAGAACAUCUCUAGCUACCCAUCAAAUGGAGAGCGAUUUACUGAAGGUCAUAUAGAUGUGUGGUGGAUUGUCCAUGAUGGAGGCAUGCUGAUGCUCCUGCCCUUCCUGCUGCGACAGCAUAAGGUCUGGAGGAAGUGCAAGAUACGCAUUUUCACUGUGGCUCAGAUGGAUGACAAUAGCAUCCAAAUGAAGAAAGACCUCAUCACCUUCCUGUAUCACCUUCGAAUCAGUGCUGAGGUGGAAGUGGUGGAGAUGCUUGACAGUGACAUCUCAGCCUACACAUACGAGAAGACACUGAUAAUGGAGCAGCGUUCACAGAUCAUCAAACAGAUGCAUCUGACCAAGAACGAGAUGGAGAGAGAGAUCCAGAGCAUUACAGAUUCAUCCCGUGGGUCCAUUCGGCGUAAACACCCACCUGCUUUGCGCUCUCAGCACAGCACAGAGGAGGCAGUCACUGUGGCAGAAAAACUGGAAGAAGAGUCUGUGGCUGUCUCCAACCCAACACAGGUCCAGCUGAUCCACAGUAAGAUCACCUCCACGCCCACCAGCCCCACGUCCCCUUCUGCACCAGCAGGGGGUGCUGCUGCUUGGACAGACAACAAGGAUGCAGCGAAGGGCAGAACCCUGGCACCAGGGACCUCAGAGGCGGGCAAAGACCUCUUCAACAUGAAACCGGAGUGGGAAAAUUUGAACCAGACAGAUGUGAGGCGCAUGCACACAGCACUGAGGCUCAAUGAGGUCAUCACAAAGAAGUCAAAGGAGGCAAAGCUUGUCCUGCUCAACAUGCCAGGGCCGCCCAGGAACCGUGUGGGAGAUGAAAACUACAUGGAGUUCCUUGAGGUGCUCACUGAAGGCCUCAAUCGGGUCCUCCUUGUUCGAGGAGGGGGUCGUGAGGUCAUCACCAUCUACUCCUGAGGGAUGUUUAAAGGAGAACCGUUUGUUUCAUGUAGACAGACUCUGCCUUCUCUGCCUUUUCAGAGGGUCAUUGCUCCAGGAAAGUGCUCCCUUUCUCCUCCUGUCACCAGAUGUUGUAAACUACUCAACCUGUAAUCUACUCAUCCGGGCCUAUAUGUGUCUGUUUAGCUUAAAGAGAACUUAGAUAAUGAUUCAGCAGUCACCUUUCUGUCCUCAUCCUGUCAGCUGAUAGCACACACACGUAUUUAUGGCUAGCACUGAUAGCACAGUUGGAAAAACACUUAUUUAGUCCUGAUAAAUUGAACCAAUUGUGAUUUUUUUUUUUCUGUUCCUACAAAUAUGAUAAAUUGUACAGUACACUUUGUUCAUUUUUUUCCUUUUUCUGAUUAUUUCUGAUCUUAUUUAUAUAUUUAUACCUCCACUUACCUCUAUCUUUGUCUGUGAUUUUUGUAUUUUAUCUUUAGUGGUUUAGUUGGAAGCAAACAGGCAGGUAUAAAAUAUGUGUUCAGUGAAUUCAUGCUCAUCCAUCCAGACACUGUUAAAUAAAUCAGAUUAAAUCAGAAAGCUUUAUUGCUGCAGCUGAUCCCCUCUAAACACCCGCUGUGAAAACCGAUACAUUACAGUGGUGUCAUUGUUUUAUCGCAGGGAUUUAUCUGCGUGUUUGUUGGUAUCACUCUCUUGUCACAAUGCAAUUAAAAAAAGAAAAAGAAAAGGAUUUGACAGUGAUUCAGAUUAAUCUUAAACCCCUAUGCCGCAGUACUGAGUUUAACAGAGACCACUUUGUUAAAUGCUGCAUAUUCACCAUUUAUUUGAUAAGUAUAACUGCAGAGUCCAGGAGUUACAUCACCAUGUUUACCAGUGAAACCCAAUGAGAUACUAAAUGCAUUUGCUCUGCUAAUUAAUAACAGCACACUUGGAUCUCUUCUGUGUUCA
This is a messenger RNA of Sphaeramia orbicularis (orbiculate cardinalfish), 4652 nucleotides long. It is a transcript of the gene slc12a5b, whose product is annotated as solute carrier family 12 member 5b. Gene Ontology annotation, cellular component: plasma membrane. The coding region runs from base 357 to 3719 and encodes 1120 amino acids. NCBI's taxonomy places the organism in Eukaryota, Metazoa, Chordata, Actinopteri, Kurtiformes, Apogonidae. The record is from RefSeq and is a predicted model, not a curated record. The transcript is spliced from 26 exons. Gene Ontology annotation, biological process: chloride transmembrane transport; potassium ion import across plasma membrane; chloride ion homeostasis. Gene Ontology annotation, molecular function: potassium:chloride symporter activity.